Molecule: messenger RNA, 2569 nt
Organism: Colossoma macropomum (tambaqui)
Lineage: Eukaryota; Metazoa; Chordata; Actinopteri; Characiformes; Serrasalmidae
Gene: cab39
Product: calcium binding protein 39
Exons: 9
Coding region: 244-1269 (341 amino acids)
Biological process (GO): intracellular signal transduction
Molecular function (GO): protein serine/threonine kinase activator activity
Source: RefSeq, a predicted model, not a curated record
AAGAAGACAGUAGGGGGCAGUAGAGGGCUGUAAUAUCGCUGUAGCGCUGUGGAAGAAGACGCAGCAGUUGUGGAGGUGAAGCGGUGAUUUUGGCGCAGUUUGCGGAAUAAAAACCCAUGAAAGCGGAAUAAAAAGUGCUCCAGUCGGAUUAUUCUGUCAAUAAAGCGUCACCACAGCCCGGAAACAGCCGGAACAAGCGCUUUAGAGGUGCGCUCACCUGGUCGCCGUGACAGCAGAGCUGCUAUGCCAUUUCCUUUCGGUAAAUCUCACAAGUGUCCGGCGGACAUUGUGAAGAAUCUGAAGGAGAGCAUGAUGGUUCUGGAGAAACACGACAUUUCAGACAAAAAGGCUGAGAAGGCCAAUGAGGAGGUGUCGAAGUCUCUGGUGGCGAUGAAGGAGAUCCUGUACGGCUCCAGUGAGAAGGAGCCUCAGACGGAGGCCGUCGCUCAGCUCGCGCAGGAGCUGUACAACACCGGCCUGCUCACCACACUCAUCACACACCUGCAGCUCAUCGACUUCGAGGGGAAGAAAGAUGUCGCUCAAAUUUUCAAUAACAUCCUGAGACGGCAGAUCGGAACAAGAACACCGACAGUGGAAUAUCUGUGCACUCAACAGAACAUCCUGUUCAUGCUGCUCAAAGGGUAUGAGUCUCCGGAAAUCGCGCUGAACUGUGGGAUCAUGCUGAGAGAGUGUAUCCGUCACGAGCCGCUCGCCAAAAUCACGCUGUGGUCCGAACAUUUCUACGACUUUUUCAGAUACGUGGAGAUGUCCACCUUCGACAUCGCCUCAGAUGCUUUCGCCACCUUCAAGGAUUUAUUAACGAGGCACAAACUGCUGAGUGCAGAGUUUCUGGAGCAGCAUUACGACAGGUUCUUCACCGAAUACGAGAAGCUUCUGCAUUCAGAGAACUACGUGACCAAGAGACAGUCGCUGAAGCUGCUGGGCGAGCUCCUGCUGGACCGACACAACUUUACCAUAAUGACCAAAUACAUCAGCAAACCAGAAAACCUCAAACUGAUGAUGAACCUGCUGAGAGACAAAAGCCGAAACAUCCAGUUCGAAGCUUUUCACGUCUUCAAGGUGUUUGUGGCCAAUCCGAAUAAAACUCAGCCCAUCCUGGAUAUCCUGCUGAAGAAUCAGACCAAACUAAUCGAGUUCCUGAGCAAGUUCCAGAACGAUCGCACCGAGGACGAGCAGUUUAACGAUGAAAAGACCUACUUAAUCAAACAGAUCCGCGAGCUGCGCCGGCCCGGCACACAGGACGCCUGAACACACACACACACACACAUCUGCACGAUGUUCAUCAACAACAUCUGCACGACAUUUACAGGAACCUGUCAGACACGGCGUGUGUGUAGGAUCACGAGCGCUUCGUACACCGAGUGUUCUGCAAGUUUAACGUGUCAGUGUUUUAUACGCAUGUGCUGAACGGAGGAGGAUGAAGAUGACGGUUACGACGACGAUGAUGAUGAUGAUGAUUGACUACUUUUUGUUUUAUUCUAAAUUAGUGAACAGUGAUGAGAUGCUGCUGCUUCUAUUGCACAUAAACAUGUAACACACACACACACACUUGUGUGCUGGUAGAGGAUUGUGUGCGUGAGUGUGUGUGUGAGAGAAUUCUGGGUAAAAUGUGACUGAACCUCUUUCACACUGUAAAACCGGGACGCUGGGCCUCGUUCUCCAAUAUCCUCCUAAGUUUGUUCUUAAGUGUGUUUUUGAGAAAGGUUCUAAGAAAAAGUCUAUGUCGGAUUCAUGUCGUGUUCUUAAAGCGCAGAACUGUUCUCUCCUUUGUGCUCUUGAGUGUGUGUAGAUUCUGUUCUUACCUAAGAACAAAUAAGAGAACACUGGUGAGUCAGAGUCUUCGUCAAAACUGCGUAAGUGGGUUUAAGAAGGAAUUUCUUCUUAAGAACAGUUGGUGAACGAGGCUCAUUAUCGGGACUCUUUUAAGCCGGUAACAUUCGGGCCUUACGUUGUUCACACGCUAUUAAAAUCCACUUAAACAGGAAGUCACGUUCUCAGCUUAAGCGGCAAACAGUUCAUUUCUGAAUCGUGUACAAGAAUAACUUCAUCCCGGGACUGUUCUCUCUCUCUCUCUCUCUCUCUCUCUCUCUCUCUCUUGCGCUCUCUCACCUCCGUCUGUAACAUCAUUAAACUGUAAGACACGCUGCAGUUUAUAAACUGUAAAUAUAAACUAAAAAAAGCUACAAAAAUAAUCCCUGAAGCGUUCAGCUUUGCUGGCUGUGAUCUGUAUGUUACUGUAUUUUCGGUAACGUAGCAGCUUUUGUCAACUCUGUAACGGUUUAAAUUACUGCUUGAGCUUUACAGCUUGCGUUCAGGCUGAACCCCUUCCUGUUAAAUUCCUGUUAAUUUCCUGUUCCUGUCCAAUUCCGGUGCAUGUGUGAAAGAGGCUUCUGUUUGUUUACGUUAGUUACGUUUGUUUGUUUUUGCCUUGUACUGUAGAUAUUCUGAUGGUGUUUCAUGUACAGAUAUGAUCUAAAGGUUAUUAGUUACUAAAAUGCUUCUGAAAAACGUUUAAUUUGUUUUAAAGACAGAAAUCCUGCUGAGUGAA